This is a messenger RNA of Manihot esculenta (cassava), 864 nucleotides long. RefSeq names its product carboxy-terminal domain RNA polymerase II polypeptide A small phosphatase 1-like. Lineage: Eukaryota; Viridiplantae; Streptophyta; Magnoliopsida; Malpighiales; Euphorbiaceae. Gene Ontology annotation, molecular function: phosphoprotein phosphatase activity. The record is from RefSeq and is a predicted model, not a curated record.
AUGGCGUGCAAGGCCCUCAAGAAAUACCCAACAAAUUCCAUUAGAGAUAGGCACCGCCGCCGCCAACGGAAGAAAUCUCCGGCAGCCAUCCUCGCAUCUAUCAAAAAAACAAUCUGUUCAUGCAAGAGCCGCUUCGCCGAGAUAUUCUCCAAAUUGGCACGCAUUAGAACCCCCAGUAGCCACCACAAAGGUUACCAAAUCUUGAUGAAGGAACUUAAGGACCAAAGACAAGGACUCCUACAAGAAAACGACCUUGAAAAAGAUAACAUUUGCCGAGCGGUUUUCUUUAGUAAACGAUUACCGCCCUUGAUUUCCCCAACUAAGAGAACCAUCUUUCUUGAUCUUGAUGAGACCUUGGUGCAUUCCAAAACAGACCCACCACCUCAAAAGUUUGAUUUUAUGGUGAGGCCAAAUAUUGAUGGAGAAUUCAUGAAUCUUUAUGUGUUGAAGCGGCCAGGAGUUGAUGCUUUCUUGGAAGCACUGGCUGAAAAGUACGAGUUGGUAGUGUUCACCGCCGGAUUAAAAGAAUAUGCGUCUCUGGUUCUCAACAAGCUAGACGUUAAGGGGUUAAUUUCCCACCGGUUUUACAGGGAUUCGUGCAAGCAAAUUGAUGGGAAGUUUGUCAAGGACUUGUCGGAAAUGGGAAGGGACUUGAAUAGGGUAGUUAUUGUAGAUGAUAAUCCUAACUGCUACAUAUUCCAGCCGGAAAAUGCAGUUCCAGUAAGGCCUUUCAUUGAUGAUCUUGAUGAUGGGGAGGGGGAGUUGGGGAAGUUGGUUAAGUUUUUUGAUGGUUGCGAUCGUUACGAGGAUAUGAGAGAUGCUGUAAAGCAAUACCUUUGUGAAAAAAUGAUACGGAAACGAUAG